AUGAAGCUAUCUGUACCAGCAGCGCUAAGCCUAUACGGCCUACUUCAAAGCGUUUCGCAUUUCGCAUAUGCGCAAUCUUCACCAUGGGUUCCAAACUCUGCAUCCGGCUUGCCUCGCUGGAGAGAAUACGGUGCCGAUUCAGACAAAAAAGGAGCUCCGUGGGGGGGCAGGACAUGCAAGUCAGAUCCUGAGAAUGUACCCGAUACCGGUGUUGUCCGAAAGUAUGAGUGGACAAUAGCCAGGAAAGUGGCAGCACCCGAUGGCUUUGAACAGGAACUUCUUUUAGUCAAUGGUCAAUUCCCUGGCCCUCUUAUUGAGGCCAACUGGGGGGAUAUUGUUGAGGUCACAGUUCACAACAACAUUACUGUCCCGGAGGAGGGCACGGUAAUCCACUGGCAUGGGGUUCACCAACAGAAUACCCCUUGGAUGGACGGCGUGUCCGGCAUCACGCAGUGUCCUAUUGCACCCGGAGAGAGCUUUACAUACCGAUGGAGAGCCUCCACGUACGGCUCAAGUUGGUGGCAUGGCCAUCACGCUCUUCAGUAUGCAGGAGGCCUCUGGGGGCCAAUAGUGAUACACGGCCCAGUCUUCGUGGACUAUGACGUUGAUCUCGGCCCCGUGACCCUCUCCGACUUCUAUCAUAGAGGCUAUGAGGGUAUCGCUAAGGGCGCCAUAUCAACAAUCAAUGAUGAACUCGUCAAUGUUCCGCAUUCGGCGAACCAACUCAUUAAUGGUCUCAAUCCCUACAACUGCUCCCUGUCUCCAUCCCAAUACCCUUCCAUUACCAACGCUACAUGUCACGACAAUGCCCCACGCUCGAAAUUCUUGUUCGAGGCCGGCAAGACCUACAAGCUGCGCCUCAUCAAUACUGGCGCUCAGGCUAUUCAAGUUUUCUCCAUCGAUAGCCACAAGUUUAUUGUGACAUCAAUGGACUGGACACCUAUUGAGCCAUACGAGGCUGACUGGAUAGCUCUUGGCGUAGGCAGCAGAGCUGAGAUUAUUGUCAAGGCUACCGGAGACCCCAAAGCAGCUUACAAUAUGCGUAUGACGACCCGCUGCGCCACAACAUAUGUCUGGGAGACACUUGCAACUGUAUCCUACAGCCAGGCACCUCCAAAUGCAGUUCCUAUUAACAACCCCGUGCCGAUUCCUAUUCCUAAAGCCAACGCCACUUGCGGUAAUCUUGCAUUGCCCAAAAUAAAGCCAAUUUUCAAGAAGCGUCUUCCCAAAGCAGACAUGGAGAUAUUUUACAAUGUCACAUACCACAGAAAUGCAACCGGAAACAUUUUGUGGUACGUGAACGAAGUUAGUUUCCAAGCCGACUGGAGCCGUCCCCUGCUACUGGAGGCGGCGGAUGGUAAAAUGGAUUAUCUUGCUCAGCCCCAGCACAUCUUGACCACAAUACCCGACAAUGUCCGUCACGUCCGGAUUGUUGUCCAGAACAAUUAUUCAAUCCACCCAAUGCACAUCCACGGUGGUGAGUUCCAGAUCAUUGCAGAAGGUAACGGGACCUGGGACGGUACCAUCGUCAACAAGAAGAACCCUGCUCGCGCCGACACAGAGCUUCUUCGCCGCGGAGGGCAUCUUGUUGUACAAAUUGAUGCUAAGAAUCCUGGUGCAUGGAGUUUCCAUUGCCAUACCGCUUGGCAUGCGAGCCCUGGUUUGAUUGCCAACCUCUUGGUCAAGCCCAAGGCGAUCCGGAAGUAUGACAUUCCCAAAGCUGUCCGCGAUGGGUGUGUAGCCUGGGACAAGUACAGAAAUUCUGGUGGAGAGAAUGCUCUGCCUUUUGAUAGUGGUCUUAGGAUUUGA
Colletotrichum truncatum is the source of this 1809-nucleotide messenger RNA. Its product is annotated as laccase-1 precursor. The record is from RefSeq and is a predicted model, not a curated record. Gene Ontology annotation, molecular function: oxidoreductase activity; copper ion binding. NCBI's taxonomy places the organism in Eukaryota, Fungi, Ascomycota, Sordariomycetes, Glomerellales, Glomerellaceae.